This is a messenger RNA of Penicillium cataractarum, 225 nucleotides long. RefSeq lists its product as uncharacterized. The transcript has a single exon. The coding region runs from base 1 to 225 and encodes 74 amino acids. The record is from RefSeq and is a predicted model, not a curated record. Gene Ontology annotation, molecular function: carbon-sulfur lyase activity. NCBI's taxonomy places the organism in Eukaryota, Fungi, Ascomycota, Eurotiomycetes, Eurotiales, Aspergillaceae.
AUGCAUGAGAGUGGCAAGAAACUGACAGUCUACUUCUGUGGUGACUGUGGAUCUACUCUCUACAAAACGCACGAGCUAUUCCCCGGACAGGUUGUUGUCCUAGCGGGGACACUGGACGACGCAGAUGGGCUUGAGCAGGCAAAACCGCAAGUGGAGUUGUUCACUAAACACCGCGCUUCGUGGCUACCGAGUCUCAGUUGGGCUGACCAAAAGGAUGAGUUUUGA